Puccinia graminis f. sp. tritici CRL 75-36-700-3 is the source of this 949-nucleotide messenger RNA. RefSeq lists its product as uncharacterized. The coding region runs from base 105 to 665 and encodes 186 amino acids. The transcript is spliced from 3 exons. Gene Ontology annotation, cellular component: NuA4 histone acetyltransferase complex. Lineage: Eukaryota; Fungi; Basidiomycota; Pucciniomycetes; Pucciniales; Pucciniaceae. The record is from RefSeq and is a predicted model, not a curated record.
GCGAUCGUCACCAACAACUACAAACUCCUGAUCAACCUUCCACUGUCGCCAGAAGGAACAGCCAGAGCCUCCCAGGACCUGGUCCGUACGAUCAAACUACUUGGAUGGCCGAAUCCACCGCCCCAGAUCCUCCGACCCAGGAGGUCAACGGCCAAGAAGCCCCACCGAAUCCCCCGGGCGAAACGGGCCCGAAUGGUACCGCAUCCAGAGUAGAUGUGGACCCUGUAAUUUUGAGUCGGCUGGAAAACGCUAAAGCCGAAUUGGCCAUGAAUCUUGCCAAGAAAAAGAAGCUGGAUAAGGAGCUGGCUGCUUUAGAAGCCACGCUCUACUCGCAUGAAACUGCAUACCUCACCGACCCAUCCGCGAAUCUUUUUGGGAAUAUCGUCAAAGGCUACGAGGCCUAUGUGAAAGCGCCGCCUUCGACCAGCAUGGCCGGAGACCACCAUUCGACAAGGCGGAAGCGCGCGUAUACGAACACCAUAGGCCCGACAGGCCCCACAGAGAUGGUCGGGGAUGCCGAACGGAUAUUCUCCAAAAGUAGCGGCUCCUAUGCUCGGGCUUUAGAAGUAAGGAGUAAAGAACACGAGUCUGCCGUUACUUCUGAACAAGAAUCAGUCGUCCCUACUCUACAUCCCACCGAAACGCGUAAAAAGUCAAGAUCAUAAAAUCCUCUUCCUCACUAUCUCGCGCCUUCAUUACUUGUUACCAGCUCAAAUGGUAAGCUUUUUAUCCAUUAUUUCCCUCAUCAGGUCUUGGAUCCUAUUACAUCUAAAUUUCAGAUAAUAGAGACGGAGAGUUGUAUUUCUGUAUUUGGUCUUGAUAUUUGUAAGAUAACUGUAGUUUAAGCAUAAUUGAGGCUCAGCAAUCUCGCAUUGCUUCCGGUCAUCAAGACCAAUUGGAAAUAUCCGGGUGUGCGAUGAAAAAGGAUUGGUUUAAGUAACUAACUGUC